Molecule: messenger RNA, 1867 nt
Organism: Argentina anserina (silverweed cinquefoil)
Lineage: Eukaryota; Viridiplantae; Streptophyta; Magnoliopsida; Rosales; Rosaceae
Product: lycopene beta cyclase, chloroplastic
Exons: 2
Coding region: 170-1669 (499 amino acids)
Biological process (GO): carotenoid biosynthetic process
Molecular function (GO): oxidoreductase activity, acting on paired donors, with incorporation or reduction of molecular oxygen
Source: RefSeq, a predicted model, not a curated record
GGGUAGUUUGGCAGUUAGUGGGGCGGCUGGAUGGGCAAUGACCACAUAGUGAUGGAGGAUGCAGGCCACACAAGCUUCACCUUCACCAAAACUCGGUUCCGAAUGCGUCAUGCUCUCUCCCAUCCUUGACAACCCCAUCCCUGAAAUUGAUUCCAGAGCUUGAAAUCUCAUGGACACACUCCUCAAAACACAUAACAAACUCCAGUUUCUGCACCCACUUCAUGGGUUUUCAGACAAAGUGAGUAAUUCAAAACAGGAGCUUAGAAGUGGUGGUGGUCUCAGGAAGUCGUGUAAUAGAACUGUUGUUGGCCGUGUCAAGGCCAGUAGCAGUACUCUUCUGGAGCUUGUGCCUGAAAUCAAGAAGGAGAAUCUUGACUUUGAGCUACCCUUGUAUGACCCAUCCAAGGGUCUUGUCGUGGACCUUGCAGUCGUUGGAGGGGGGCCUGCAGGGCUUGCGGUGGCGCAACAAGUCUCGGAGGCGGGUUUAUCUGUUUGCUCCAUUGAUCCCUCCCCCCGGCUCGUCUGGCCCAACAAUUAUGGAGUUUGGGUGGAUGAGUUUGAGGCCAUGGAUCUGCUUGAUUGCCUAGACACCACUUGGUCUGGUGCUGUUGUCUUCAUAGAUGAACAAUCCAAGAAGGAUCUCGAUAGGCCUUAUGGGAGGGUUAAUAGGAAGCAGCUCAAGUCCAAGAUGCUGCAGAAAUGCAUUUCAAAUGGUGUCAAGUUUCAUCAGGCUAAAGUCAACAAGGUUAUUCACCAGGAAGAGAAGUCACUCUUGAUUUGCAAUGAUGGGGUCACCAUUCAAGCUUCCGUGGUUCUUGAUGCAACCGGCUUUUCGAGAUGCCUUGUUCAGUAUGAUAAGCCUUAUAAUCCAGGUUACCAAGUAGCGUAUGGGAUUUUGGCAGAGGUUGAAGAACAUCCUUUUGAUGUGGAUAAGAUGGUAUUCAUGGAUUGGAGAGACUCGCAUUUGAAGACUAGUCCUGAACUGAAAGAGAGAAAUAGUAAGAUUCCUACUUUUCUAUAUGCAAUGCCGUUUUCAUCCAACAGGAUAUUUCUUGAAGAAACCUCUCUAGUUGCUCGCCCGGGACUACCAAUGAAAGAUAUCCAGGAAAGGAUGGUUGCUAGAUUGAGGCACCUAGGCAUUAAAGUUCAGAGCAUUGAAGAGGAUGAGCAUUGUGUCAUUCCGAUGGGCGGCCCCCUUCCAGUGCUCCCUCAAAGAGUUGUUGGAAUUGGCGGUACAGCUGGGAUGGUGCACCCUUCAACAGGGUAUAUGGUGGCAAGGACUCUGGCUGCAGCUCCUAUCGUUGCGAAUGCCAUCGUUCAGUACCUUGGUUCUGAUAGAAGUCUUUCAGGAAAUGAACUGUCUGCUGAAGUUUGGAAAGAUUUAUGGCCCAUACAAAGGAGGAGACAAAGGGAGUUCUUCUGUUUCGGCAUGUCCAUUCUGCUCAAGCUAGAUUUGAAUGCCACAAGAAGGUUUUUCAGUGCAUUUUUUGAUCUAGAACCUCGUUAUUGGCAUGGAUUCUUAUCAUCUCGGCUGUUUCUUCCUGAUCUUCUUUUCUUUGGGCUUUCACUGUUUUCUCAUGCUUCAAAUACUAGUAGGCUUGAAAUAAUGGGAAAGGGUACUAUUCCUUUGGUAAAGAUGAUCAACAACUUGAUACAGGAUAGAGAUUAGGAGGACUGAUAUUAGUUUUUUAUUUUUGAAGGAUAUUAUUUGUAUAAUGCAAAUCAUGUUGGUAAGGUUGCAUCUUCAAAAUACAUACUGUUGCUGAUACUAUGAAAAAUCAUUAUGAAUCAGCUGAUUUUCAGAAGAAGAAGAUUCCAUUUGUAAUUCCAUUACAUAAUUAUAUGUAAAAAGGUUGGUUUACAGAAA